UCUUCUCGCCGAUCACAUGCUCGAGAAUCGUUCACGGGACCACACAGAUUUAAAAAAAAGCGCGUCGCCCUUGCCUAGAAAGAGUGAAAACUCCUCGAGUGCUCGAGCAAACGAGGCGCUCAUAUUUUAGCGCGCAGAUGCCCCUGUCCGGCUAUAAGCCAAGAUAAUGAUCUCGCUAAGCCACGCCAACAACGACAUGUCCGCCAGAUGCGCUUAUCGGCGGUGACAGAAAGGUGAUCAGAGCAAGGAGAUUAGCGUGCGUCCUGCUGCUACGUAGUGUGAUGCCGCCCAGCUCGCCCAGCUCGAGGAUCCUGGGACGGCCUUGUCGAUUCACUCCAUUGUCUCGUAGACAAUGAUGGAUGCAUUCUUAGAUGGGGCAUUCAUUGCAACGAGUGUGUAUGCUUCUCCGACGACAGGCAGGCUUUUGUGCGUUCAUGCUCGAUGCAAUGAUGUGCCGAGAAAGAGGAGCUAAAGAAGACCCCGUAGGCCUGAUGAUGGUUUCUAUGUCCAUUCUUACUCUCCUAAUUUCACCUGGAGAAUGGCGCAGCCACGGUAGUUGAAUCCCAGAGCAUCAUGACCUGAAACAGGUCCCAUCCUGCGUGCCCUCUUCUACUUGGAGCUUUCAGCCUGUGGAGUUGGGUUCACGAGCCAAGCGUAGAGCUUGGCCUGGACUUUCAGCGGCCCUAGUCCAUCAGAUUGGCGACCGUGGUCCAUAUUCCUGUUAUGCGGCGCGAGUCGUAUCCCAGCCGCUAGAUUACGCACUCACACAACCAUCCUUAACCUAAAUAGGAAUGAUCUGCUUCUGGUACAUAUUCGUGUGCCAAAUUUCCUUCUCUUGUAUUUGCCCCUCCAUUUAUUAUAAAAAGAGAGUUUUGAAAGAUAAACUGUGCUUUGACGCAACAUUAGAGGC
Marchantia polymorpha subsp. ruderalis is the source of this 910-nucleotide messenger RNA. The record is from the annotation of a GenBank genome assembly. NCBI's taxonomy places the organism in Eukaryota, Viridiplantae, Streptophyta, Marchantiopsida, Marchantiales, Marchantiaceae.